Molecule: messenger RNA, 3528 nt
Organism: Poecilia latipinna (sailfin molly)
Lineage: Eukaryota; Metazoa; Chordata; Actinopteri; Cyprinodontiformes; Poeciliidae
Gene: usp49
Product: ubiquitin specific peptidase 49
Exons: 7
Coding region: 269-2305 (678 amino acids)
Biological process (GO): protein deubiquitination
Molecular function (GO): cysteine-type deubiquitinase activity; zinc ion binding
Source: RefSeq, a predicted model, not a curated record
CGUUUCGAGAGUUGGGUUGUUCAAUCUGUGAGGAGGACAACAAUCCGCCGCAGCUUUCUGAGUGAACCGGAUGGAUGGAUCCUGACGAUGUCUCCUCCUGUUGGUGCUGGUGCUGACGGUGGAUGUGAGCGAUCGGCCUGAGGCUUGUUGCUGAUUUCAGAUGAUGUGACGCAACAGAUCUGAUCAAGAGAACUUCUUGUACAAAUGAGUUGCUGCUUCGCUGCAGGACGUGUGUCCUAUAACUAAGGCCACAUGUGCAUCUGGACAGAUGGAUCGCUGUAAGCACGUGGUUCGCCUUCGUCUGGGCCAAGACCAUUCCAUCCUCAAUCCACAGAAAUGGCACUGUGUGGAGUGCAGCACCACGGAUUCAGUGUGGGCCUGCCUCAAGUGCUCCCACGUUGCCUGUGGACGCUUCAUAGAGGAGCACUUCCUCAAACACUUUCAGGAGUCCCAACACCCACUGGCCAUGGAGGUGCGUGAGCUGGAUGUCUUCUGCUUCGCCUGUGGAGACUAUGUACUGAACGAUAACGCAGAGGGAGACCUCAAGCUCCUCAGAGGCGCUCUCUCUACCGUCCGGAGCCCAGGUAGGCGGUCGCUGCGCUCCUCCACCGGGGGGGACUGCGGCCCCUGGGUGUUGGAAGGUGGGCCGCAACCUGCCAUGCAGCUGGCCCUGCGCCACAGGAGGAAAGCGCUCCUAGGAAAGAUGCUUCAGACGUGGAUUAGAAAACACCAAGAGGUUCAGAACCAGCGCAAGGAGAAACUUGAGGAGGCCAGGAGACAAAAGAAGGAGGUGAAAAGGAAACUCCUGGAAGACCUCGGCAACAUUCCUCCCAGAAAGAGUGCCAGGCUUCUGACUCAGGCGCCACGUUCAACCAUGACACUCAUUCCUCGCAAAUUUCGCGAUCCCCCAGAACGCCUACCUCCACCUCCCAAGAAGCCUUCACUCCUCGCCCUGCCCCGCAGGGCGCCACAGAUCAGCAGAGCCGCUAAGUUGAGGAGGUACUACUCCACGCACGCGGUGACGCGGAGGAGGCACGCUCCAGGUGUCACCGGUCUGCGCAACUUGGGAAACACGUGCUACAUGAACUCAAUAUUGCAAGUGCUGAGCCACCUGCAGAAAUUCAGGGAGUGUUUUCUCACUUUGGACCUGUGUGAGACUGAGGAGCUGCUGGCCAAGACCAACCACUCCCAGGGCGUGAAGGGGGUGACUGGAGCGGUCGUCAACAGCGGCACCACGCCGCCACUGUCGGAGAACCCUCUGGGACGCAUGGGGAAGGCGGGGUGUUGGAAUUUGCCCGUGGGCAAAAAGGAGAGCGUCGCCCCAUCCCCGCAGGCUGCAGAACUGGUCCAGCCCAAAGAGCCUCGCUGCUCGACUCGCCAGCAAAUGUCUCUGUGUCACGAGUUGCAUACGCUAUUCAGGGUCAUGUGGUCGGGCCGGUGGACUCUCGUCUCUCCCUUCGCCAUGCUGCACUCCGUGUGGAACCUCAUCCCGGCGUUCCGCGGUUACGACCAGCAAGACGCCCAGGAGUUCCUGUGUGAGCUGCUGGACAAGGUGCAGCAGGAGCUGGACACGGAGGGGUCCAAGCGGCGGAUAGUCAUCCCCAUCACAAAGAGGAAGCUGUCCAAGCAAGUGCUGAAGGUUCUGAACACCAUCUUUCACGGGCAGCUGCUCAGCCAGGUGACGUGUCUGUCCUGUAAGCACAAGUCCAACACAGUGGAGCCGUUCUGGGAUUUAUCGCUGGAGUUUCCAGAGAGAUAUCACAGCAGGAACAAAGGCCCAGGCGCCACCGCUUACCAGCGCAGCUGCUCCCUCAUAGAGAUGCUGUCCAAGUUUACAGAGAUGGAGGCUCUUGAAGGCAACAUCUACGCCUGCAACCACUGCAACAAAAGAAGAAGAAAAUCAUCCCACAAACCCUUAGUUCUGUCAGAAGCACGUAAGCAGCUUCUGAUCUACCGCUUACCUCAGGUUUUACGGCUGCACCUCAAACGUUUCAGAUGGUCGGGCCGGAACCACAGGGAGAAAAUCGGCGUCCAUGUGGCCUUUGACCAGGUUCUGAACAUCAAACCGUACUGCUGCACAGACUCGGGUCACUCUGUCCACAGAGGAGGCUACACCUACGAUCUGUCGGCUGUGGUCAUGCAUCAUGGUAAAGGCUUCGGCUCAGGGCACUACACCGCAUACUGCUACAACACAGAAGGAGGUUUCUGGGUCCACUGUAACGACUCUGAGAUGAAGGUUUGCAGCGUGGAGGAAGUGUGCAACACUCAGGCCUAUAUUCUCUUCUACACCCAGAGGUCUGCCUAGGUACCUCUCUCGCUGUGACUUGUACUGAGGGCUGCAUUUGAGGCGACGGUGUCUGAAGCUUUCCCUGAUGUCACUUUGAAAGGGUUUGCCAAACGAGACGGUAACGAGGGCAAAGGGGAAGCCGACCGUACGGACGCAUGUCAGCAACUUAUCAUGGGAAAGUUCGUUUCUGUCAGUAGUUCAAUGCAAAGGGAUGAAACUCUUGUCAUAUUUAGAUUCAUUACAGAGUGAUAUUCAGUUCAUUUGAAUUAAAGCUGUUUUGAAACCUAAAAUUAGUUUCUCAAAAAAAAGAUUAUAUUACAUAAGAUCAGUUAAGUCAAGUUUAUUUACAUGGUGUAUUUAAGGAGCAAGGCAGUUCAUGAAUGCAUUACAUGAUAAAAAAAAACACAAAGAAGAAACUUUACAUUGGCAAACUAAAAAUAAUAAACUUGUAAUCCAGAGCAGAAUUAAUCCAUGUACCACUGAUUAUAAACACUAAGCAGGUUGUUUUCUAAUCUUGAUUUAAAGGAACUCAGUGUUUUUUUUGCAGUUUUCUGGAUGUUCGUAGAGGCUGAAUGCUGCUUCGCCAUGUUUGGUUCUGGUUCUGUUGAUGCAGAGCAGAUCAGAACUGUAAGGUAUUUUGGUGCUAAGACUUUCAGUGGUUUAUAAACUAACAGUACUUUAAAGUCUGUUCUCUGAGCUACUGGAGUUUAGGUGUGGGGUGAUUUUCUCCAUCUUCCUGGUUUUAGUCAGAACGCGAGCAGCAGCGUUCUGGAUCCGCUGCAACCCGUAAACACGCUGUUGUAAUAAUCAAUGCAACUAAAGUUAAAUCCAUGGAAGAGUGUCUUUUUAUCGUGUUGGGAGGUUAGUCUUUUAAUCCUGGAAACAUUCUUCAGGUGACAGGAGGCCGAUUGUAAUAAUGGGAAACUUCUAUGACUGUUUGCUGCAGGUGGGCUGUUAUCAUGUUGAUCAUGAUAAAUUUCUCAUCGUCACAAUAAUUUCCAAUUGAUGUUUGAAGAAAAAAACUGUCCAUACUGUUAGAAUUGUUAGCUUUACUUCUCUUCCACAGUUUGUUCAAUGAAAGUAUCAAUAACUAUCAAAAGAAUGAAAAUGCAUUUAAACGCAGUUACUGUGCACAGUUUAGCAACUCUAAUCCGACUUCUUCAUUCAAUGUUUUAAAAGAGCAGUGUUUGUAUUUUGGAGCUCUGACUGCCAUGUCAUGCAGUUGCAGUUUAUACAAUAAC